AUGUCUAUGACGCAUGUCCUGCUCGCAGCGUCUUUGCUGCUAAGCUAUACCGCAGCUGAAAUUCACCGACUGCCACUGGAAAAACAAUUCCUCGACUUGAACAAUGGUGACGAUAAUAUUCGAAUAUCCCCACAGAGCCAGAUGGAAGUCAACAGUCCGCAGAUAGCCUUGCAGGAUCCCGUACCGGAUAUUAAGGGUCAUGACAUACCUGUGAAGAAUUACAGAAACACUCAAUACUUUUCGACCAUCAGGAUCGGCACCCCUCCGCAGAAGUUCAAGGUGGUCCUGGAUACUGCGAGCGCUAACUUGUGGGUUCCCUCAUCCAAGUGCAAAACGUACUCCUGCAAGAAGCAUAAGAAAUACAAAUCGGCCUUAUCUCAGACGUAUCACAAAAAUGGGAGUGAGUUCGAGAUAUACUAUGGCUCCGGGGGUAUGACUGGCCACGUCUCUGAGGACAUGUUCACCAUUGGCAACCUUGAGGUCCACGAGCAGCUAUUUGGAGAGGCAACUAAAGUGUCGGGCUUUUCGAAUGUGAAGGCGGAUGGCAUUCUAGGCUUGGGGUUUGCUUCAAUCUCAGUGAAUAGCAUUGCCCCGCCUUUUUAUAACAUGCUUGACCAGAAUCUUUUCGAUGAGCCGGUCUUUGCCUUUUACCUGAGUGACACAUACAAGGGGCGUACUUCCGAGGUGACCUUUGGCGGCGUUGACGACCAGCACUAUAGUGGGGAUAUAGUCAAGAUUCCUCUGCGUCGCAAGGCCUAUUGGGAGGUUGACUUUCGGGGACUUUUCUUCGGGGACAAAUUUGUCGAUCUGGAAGACACCGGUGCUAUUCUGGAUACUGGCUCCUCGUUGAUCGGUCUACCAUCUGGUCUCUUUGAACAGGUGAACAAGGCAAUCGGCGCGACGCCGGAUUACCAGGGUAGGUACAUCCUCGAAUGCGAUAAGCGGAGAUUCAUGCCUUCCCUCACCUUUGUCCUGGGGGAGCAUAACUUCACUAUUGGGCCCAAUGACUACUCUCUCCAGGAAAAGGACUUUUGCAUGAGCGCCCUGGUCCCCAUGGAUUUCCCCGGCCCCACCGGCCCCUUGGUUGUACUUGGAGACGCAUUCCUCAGAAGGUGGUACAGUGUAUAUGACUUUGGUAACGGUGCCAUCGGGCUAGCUGAGGCAAAACGCAAAGAAUAAUGGAAGAAUAAUGUUCUAGUACUCUGUGUCAACCUUCAAAACAAGAAUUACAUGUCUUGUACCGGAAAAAUAAUCCAUUGGGUCUUCA
Messenger RNA from Aspergillus nomiae NRRL 13137, 1267 nucleotides. RefSeq names its product vacuolar protease A. Gene Ontology annotation, biological process: proteolysis. The record is from RefSeq and is a predicted model, not a curated record. The coding region runs from base 1 to 1179 and encodes 392 amino acids. Gene Ontology annotation, cellular component: fungal-type vacuole. Lineage: Eukaryota; Fungi; Ascomycota; Eurotiomycetes; Eurotiales; Aspergillaceae. The transcript has 4 exons. Gene Ontology annotation, molecular function: aspartic-type endopeptidase activity.